AUAGGUUUAUAUAUACGCAUAUAUAUACAUCUCAAAACUUAAACCGCCUUCUUAAAAUCCAAAAUUUAUAAAAACCCUAGCUAGUAGCUAAAUUAAUGUCUCCUCCUUAUUCUUCUUCUUUCUCCGAACAUUAUAUGAAUCUUUCUCAUAAAACCAUGUUUAUGACUCUUUAUAUUGUUUUCCUCUUGGUUUUUGGUUCAUACAACGCCACGGCAAGGAUGAUCGGACCGAUUAAGCUUUCUGAAACGACACUAGUUCAAACAAGAUCAAGACAAGAAGAGAUCAUUGGGGGUUUUAGAUUCAAAGGUCGUGUGUUCCAUUUAUUUUCAAAAAGAGUACUUGUACCACCUUCGGGACCUUCCGUGAGGCAUAAUUCUGUGGUGAAUAAUCUCAAACACUAACUGAAUUUUAUCUUUUGGUUUACUUUCAAUCUCUUAGAAUUUGCUUUGAUUUUUUUUGACAAUUAUGAAAUUGUAUUUAGAAAGAUUCUUAAAGUUGUAUUUAUUU
Messenger RNA from Arabidopsis lyrata subsp. lyrata, 507 nucleotides. RefSeq names its product protein IDA-LIKE 1. NCBI's taxonomy places the organism in Eukaryota, Viridiplantae, Streptophyta, Magnoliopsida, Brassicales, Brassicaceae. The record is from RefSeq and is a predicted model, not a curated record. The coding region runs from base 96 to 401 and encodes 101 amino acids. The transcript has a single exon.